Penicillium hordei is the source of this 1335-nucleotide messenger RNA. RefSeq names its product FAD-dependent oxidoreductase. NCBI's taxonomy places the organism in Eukaryota, Fungi, Ascomycota, Eurotiomycetes, Eurotiales, Aspergillaceae. The transcript has 2 exons. Bases 1 to 1335 code for a protein of 444 amino acids. The record is from RefSeq and is a predicted model, not a curated record. Gene Ontology annotation, molecular function: FAD binding.
AUGGUGCCUAAAUCAUUUAAAGUCAUUGUCGUCGGCGGUGGCCCUGUCGGUCUGACCGCCGCCCACGCCCUUCAUCAUGCAGGCAUUGACUUCAUAAUACUUGAAUCGAGGAGCUCUGCGGUUCUGGAUCAAGGUGCCAGCCUUGUUUUAUCUUCGCCGAGUCUCAGAAUCAUGCAUCAGUUGGGAAUUCUAGAACGACUGUUGAAGAUAGGAGGAGAGCUUCAGCACACUCAGUCUAUGACACGAGAUGGAUAUCGCUUUGUGAGCUCUCAAGCAGUGUUUCAAGUCCUGAAAAAGAACCAUGGAAGUGCGCCAGUCGCGUUUCAUCGCGCCCAACUCAUUGAAACUAUGUUUGAUAGUUUGCCCGCAGCGGCGAAGGAUCGUUACCUUCUGAAUAAGAAAGUAGAUUCCAUUGAAUCCGAUGAGACCGGAGUGCGUGUGACUUGCACCGAUGGAAGCACUUACGACGGAUCUAUUGUCAUUGGGGCAGACGGUGUACACAGCAAGUCUCGUCGAAUAAUGCGCCAAGAAGCACUGAAAGAAAAUCCCCAGCGUGAUUGGGACGCGGCUGUCCCUUUCCCAGCUCUGUACAAAUGCAUGUGGUGUAGCUUUCCUCGGGUCGGCGACUGUGGACAAGCCACUGAUACACAGUCCCAGGAUAUGUCAACCAUGUAUUUAGCCGGUCGGGAGCGCGGGUGGAUCUUUCUUUACGAGAGACUGUCUGAGUCGGUGUCCUCGCGCGUGGACUACACUGAGGAAGAUCGACAAGCCUUUGCGGCUAAAUUUGCCGAUUUUCCGAUAACCGACAAAUUAAAGGUUAAGGACGUGUAUGCGACUCGUCUGACUGAUGGAAUGGCAAAUUUGGAGGAAGGCAUCUUGAAGCAUUGGAGUUGGGGGCGAAUUGUUUUGGCUGGAGAUGCUUGUCAUAAAUUCACACCGAAUGCGGGGCGUGGCCUUAACAAUGGGAUCCAGGAUGUGGUUUCGUUGUGCAACGGACUUCAUGAGUUGCUGGAAACGAGAACCGAGACCGACUUGCCAGAUCUAGUCUCUCUGGGUAAGGUGUUCGCGGAUUAUCAGCAGACCCGAUCAGCUCCCGUGAAGUCCGACGGGGACCAAUCCCUUUAUCUUUCCCGCAUGCAUGCCUGGGCAAAUUGGUUCUCUUACUUUAUGAGUCGAUAUGUUCUGUCGUACGAUUGGUUGUUGACCUGGACGCUGAACUCACUUGCCGCCAACGGGAUUCGGAAAUCGUUGGUAUUGAAUUAUAUUCAUGUCGACGAACCAUUCUUGGCAUCGGUUGAGUGGGAACAUCCAUUGCGACAGAAGGCAAUGAAAUAG